GUAUAACAAUUGGAAAAUUUAGACAUGUGGUCAUUUUUCUCACGGGACCCAACCAAGGACUUUCCUUAUGAGAUCGGUGAGCCCAAUCCUGACUUCGAAGGACAGAGUAUUUGGACACUGCACAAAGCGAAGAAGAAGGGUGCCACUGGAGGGGAAGAUGUAUCUGUGUUUGUUUUUGAAGUUAAAAAUGGUGGGGAACACCUGUUAGAUGUUGCACGUGGUGCAAUUAAACGACUUAAGACUUUAAGACACCCCAGCAUACUUGCUUAUCUAGAUAGCUUAGAGACGGAGAAGACGGUUUAUCUGGCAACUGAGAGAAUUGAACCAUUAUACAGUCGACUCUCUCGACUGACUGCAUUAGAAGAUGGGCUGCAAAGAGAUCUUUAUUUUUCUUGGGGAAUAUUUCAAAUCACUAGAGCUUUAAGCUUUUUAAAUAACGAUGGUAAUUUACGACAUAACAAUGUCAAUUUAUGGUCAGUGUUUGUUAAUGAAGAGAGUGGAGAAUGGAAAUUGGGUGGUGUUGAAUACAUGACUGCAGUAGAUAUUACAUAUACUCCAUUACCUCCAUCGCUUCAAAUUUAUUGUCCUCCGGAGGCUAAAGAAAAUGUCAAGCCUCCUACAAAGUGCUCAAUAGAUAUGUGGGGUCUUGGUUGCCUGAUUUGGGAGUCAUUUAAUAAACCAAUUGAUUCAGUAUCGAAUUUAAAAACUACUGACCAGCUCCCAAAACAAUUGGUGACAGUGUAUCGAGAACUAACCGGUGCAAAUGCUGAAGGAAGACCAAAUCCUGCCGAUGUUAUUGCACGUUGUCGCAGUAACGGAGGAUUUUUUAAAAAUGAUCUCGUUGAUGCUCUCCUCUUCUUAGAGGAAAUCCAAAUGAAGGAACGAGGAGAAAAAGGGCGGUUCUUCCAACAGCUUGCCAAUCAAUUAGAAAGCUUCCCAGAUGGUGUGGGCAGAUAUAAAAUUUUGCCACAAUUACUGGCAGCUUUUGAAUUUGGUGACGCUGGAAGUGCAGUUUUACCGCCACUCCUACAGUUAGGACGCCAACUACCCGAUGCAGAAUAUCAGAAACGAGUCGUGCCAUGUGUUGUCAAAUUAUUUGCUUCAAAUGACAGAGCUACGAGAUUGCGACUUCUACAACAAUUAGACCGAUUCGUAAAUCACCUGCAGCCAGCCACUGUUAAUGAAGCUAUUUUUCCACAGGUAGCACGAGGUUUCCUGGAUACAAAUCCAGCUGUCCGAGAGCAGACAAUAAAGUCAAUCAUACAUUUAGCGCCGAAGCUGGAUUAUAAUAAUCUUAAUGUUGAGACAUUGAGGUAUUUCGCGAGACUGCAAUCUAAGGACGACCAGGGCGGCAUUCGAACGAAUACGACUGUAUGCCUUGGGAAAAUUGCUCAGCAUCUUCACCCACAAAUUAGACAAAAGGUACUAAUAGGGGCGUUUAUUCGCGGUACUCGGGAUCCAUUUCCACCAGCGCGCAGCGCAAGUGUUCUGGCUCUUGCUGCAACGCAACAGUACUUCCUAUUACAAGAAGUGGCAAAUCGUAUACUACCUGCUCUCUGUCCUUUAACUACUGAUGUAGAUAAAGGAGUUAGGGAUAAUGCUUUCCGUACCAUACGUGGGUUUCUAUCUAAGCUAGAAAGAGUAUCGGAAGAUCCAGGUCUUCGAGAAUCUAUGGAGGCGGAUGUGAACACUGCUACACCUAGCCUUAGUAAUGCCGCGGCAACCUGGGCUGGAUGGGCUGUAACAGCUGUGACAGCCAAAUUCUAUCGCAGCCAAUCGGAUACUCCAAAGUCAUCACAUCCUCACAAUGCGUCUAGAAUUAUACUUAGUAAACCAGCUUCCUUAGAACAAGCGAGCAGCUCACAAAGUAGUGCAAGUACAACUGCGACGACGAGUAGUGCGACAAGCAUGACUUCGUUGGACCAUGAUCACGAGCAUGAUAAUCAGAAUACUGGAAAUUCAAACUCUGAUUGCGACUGGGAUUGUUGGGAGGCUGACAAUUGGGGAGACAUGGAACAGCAACCACAAGUAUCCGGCAAUACAAUGGUGUCACCAACAACUAAUUCUCCCAAACCCCAUGAUCAAUGGACCAGUCUGGAGGAAGAACCGGAAGAGGAAAUCGCAGAUGGAAUACAAGAAAAAACUGAUGCACCUGAUGUAGGAUGGGAAGAUACAGAAUUUCAACCUCUUGAAGAUUUUCAACAAGAACAACCAGAAGAAGCUGAAUCGGGUAGCACAAGUGGAAUCAAUAAAUUCGAAGAGGCUCGAAGAAAGCGAGAAGAGCGAAAGUUGGCGCGACAAAGACAAUUGGAAGCAAAAAGAGCAGCAAAGCUAAGAACCGGUGCACCUGCUAAAAAGAUUUAAUUUGUGUAAUUAAAUAUCUUCUUGGUAAUUAAGCACGUAACUGUAAUUACUUACUGUAGUUAAGAAAGCAGAUUGACAAUUUUCACAUAUCCACAGUGCAAAGAACCAGAAUCAGUGUCAAUAUACUCAUUCCUUGGAUUCUGAUGAAA
Orussus abietinus is the source of this 2513-nucleotide messenger RNA. It is a transcript of the gene yata, whose product is annotated as N-terminal kinase-like protein. Lineage: Eukaryota; Metazoa; Arthropoda; Insecta; Hymenoptera; Orussidae. Gene Ontology annotation, biological process: protein phosphorylation. The record is from RefSeq and is a predicted model, not a curated record. The transcript has 12 exons. Gene Ontology annotation, molecular function: protein kinase activity; ATP binding. The coding region runs from base 25 to 2364 and encodes 779 amino acids.